GUUGGUUAAAAAAGAUGAUGGUGAAGUGAACGUACCAGAAAUGGCAGCCAGGGAGAUGGUGGUUACUCCUGCGCCAAAACCAAAAGCGACAGCUGAGAACGCAGCUGGCUGGAUGGCCUCUCCUAUGAUCCUUGUGUUCUGUACUCCCAAAGUGAAAACCCCUCCCACCACAACUAGUACCGUAUUGCCAAGGUCACCGGGGACAAGUGAGCUGCCUCUUCCCAGGAGCACCAGCCAGGCGGGAACACCACAGGUUCCAGAGUUCCAAACGAGAUGGCUAAAACCAGAAGCUAAGGUACAGGAGGAGAAGAUCGAGUCGGUGACGAAGAACAGCGCAACAGACAGACAAUACACAGAAGACAGCGUUCGUUUCGCUGUGAGCUCUGAUGAGUAUCUGAAACAUUUUGGAGACCCUUCUCCUCCAAAAAUAAAACAGUAUGACCAGUUACUCAGUACUCCUCCACCUCCAGAAAUAACAAGGAUACCGGAUGAUGUUCUGCAGAUUCUGUCCAAGUAUAACCAUAAAGCAGACCCUUCUAAAGCCAAGGAAAUGGAGACGAAGGCAGGAGCACCUACAAGAUAUGAAAGUGAUUUCACCGAUUACAGUAACAAAGAGAACAGAGGCUAUCCUGGACUUUUCAAGCCAAACGUGUGA
Messenger RNA from Eurypyga helias (sunbittern), 655 nucleotides. RefSeq names its product spindle and kinetochore associated complex subunit 3 (gene SKA3). The annotation marks the transcript as partial. The record is from RefSeq and is a predicted model, not a curated record. NCBI's taxonomy places the organism in Eukaryota, Metazoa, Chordata, Aves, Eurypygiformes, Eurypygidae. The transcript is spliced from 5 exons.